UCACAGUUGUUUUGAACGCAGCAUACAUUGCACCCUUCAUCAAAAUGGAGCGAGUUUACUAAUUGUCGUCGUGACGUCAUGUGCAAUCGAUCAGAUCAGUUUUGGACAAGGCCGGGGGUGGUGCAGUUAAAUAUGUGUCUUUUGCAAUAAUGUAUCCCUUUUAGUUGUGUCUAGCUAUGUAUGUUAACACUGACAAAUCUUUGUGGCUUCGGCUGAAAUGUAUUUAGGCCUAGCUCUACCUUUUCCUGCUCAAGUCACAUGAUUGACUACACCGACCGUGCAGCAGGAGGACUUCGUGGGCUCUGUCUGGCUAGUCGCUACGAAACGGGGAUAUGUGCUAGCAGAAGGGUUUGCUUCUCUCUCUCAAGAUAUUAUUGAGUCGUAAAACUUCCACGAGACCGAGGACAGAGGGAUUUAGUAUUUUUCUUUUGAGUGGAACACAAACAGGCCUGUCCUUAAAGCUGUUUGUCUGUCAAUGUCAGGGUAGCAGCCACAUUGAAUGAGGUUUCAGUCUCACAUGGGCAAGAUGGAUAGAUCAUAACAAGACAUUACUUCAAAGGUGCAAAUUGAUUUCGUAAUGACAAGCUGCUGUGCAGAAGAUGUCCACACUGUCUGCGACUGAUAUCACAGAUGUUGGUCAUGGUGAGGUGUUCGACGGGGCCCCAGAGCUGCAGCUGGACUGCCUCGGCAGUGGUAACGACCGCAGCAGUGCAGAAAUGAAGCAUGAGGGCAACCUCCUCCCCCUGGAACCGCCCCACCAUGCAGGGUUUUCCAGCCCCCCCCAGAAAGGGCCUUCCUCACUAGCUGAGAAGAGCAGCCCGCUGCCCAUGGAGCCCAGCGACAUCAAGGCCGACUCCGCCGGCGACAUGCCUGCCAACACAGAGGGCAAGCCGGUGAAGAGGAAGAAGGGUCCAGCCCCCAAGAUGCUGGGGAACGAGGUGUGCAGCGUGUGCGGGGACAAGGCUUCGGGCUUCCACUACAACGUGCUGAGCUGCGAGGGCUGCAAGGGCUUCUUCCGCCGCAGUGUCAUAAAGAGCGCCCAGUACUCGUGCAAGAACAACGGCCGCUGUGAGAUGGAUAUGUACAUGCGCCGCAAGUGCCAGCAGUGCCGGCUGCGCAAAUGCCGUGAGGCGGGCAUGCUGGAGCAAUGUGUUCUCUCAGAGGAGCAGAUCCGAGGGAAGAAGAUGAAGAAGAACGAGGAAGAGAAUGCGCGCACGUCUGCCGUGGUGACCCCCACCCUGGUGCCGGAGGUGGUCCCGCUGGCGCCCGAGCAGCUGGAGAUGAUCGAGAAGCUGGUGUCCAUGCAGAAGCAGUGCAACAAGCGCUCGUUCAUCGACCGGCCCAAAGUCACGGUGAUUCCGUGGCCCCAGAGUCAGGACCCUCAGAACAGGGAGGUGAGACAGCAGCGCUUUGCCCACUUCACCGAGCUGGCCAUCAUGUCGGUCCAGGAGAUAGUAGACUUUGCCAAGCAGCUGCCUGGCUUCCUGGAGCUCACCAGAGAGGACCAGAUUGCCCUGCUGAAGACCUCAACUAUUGAGAUCAUGCUGCUGGAGACAUCGCGGCGAUAUAACCCUGCCAUUGAGAGCAUCACGUUCCUGAAGGACUUCAGUUAUAACAAGGAGGAUUUUGCCAAAGCAGGGCUGCAGUUGGAGUUUAUCAACCCCAUCUUUGAGUUCUCCAAGGGCAUGAACGACCUGCACCUGGACGAGGCGGAGUACGCUCUGCUCAUCGCCAUCAACAUCUUCUCUGCAGGUCAGAGGUCAAGUGACCGGCCCAAUGUGCAAGACCAUGAACUGGUGGAGCGACUGCAGCAGCCGUACGUGGACGCACUACGUUCUUACAUCAUGAUAAAGAGACCAAACGAUCACCUGAUGUUUCCACGCAUGCUCAUGAAGCUGGUCAGCCUCCGCACCCUCAGCAGUGUCCACUCUGAGCAGGUCUUCGCCCUGCGCCUCCAGGACAAGAAGCUCCCGCCGCUGCUCUCUGAAAUCUGGGAUGUCCACGAGUGACUCCGCCGACGCCCUCGCGGAACUCUGCCGCGCUUUGCAAACCUGCGUACUGGGAUGGACAGAAACAUUAGGGCCGUCUUUCGAGUGUCGAAAAAAAGACUUGAGAAUGAAGUGAAGCCUCCCAGGCUACCCAAACACGGCGGAUCAAACCUACAGAUUGGUUGCCAGAUUGGAGGAACUUUUUCAUUUUUUUCUAUAUCUUCUGUGCAGUUUGGCAGGAUAGUGAUGGCCCUCUGUCCUGCAGACUGGGACACUAAUCUCAUGGGGGAUGUUGGGGCAUAGAAAUGGAAUAUAAUUGGUAAUUCUAUUUCUAUGGGUUGAGGAUUGUGCAUACCUGGUUUCUCUCCCUCGCCCAUUCCGUUGUCUUAAAGGUGAGACGGGCUUGUGGUGAGAUUGUGCUGCCAUGGUCAGUUUGGCUCAGACUUGCUAGCCAGUGUUGACCAUUAAAUCUAUUGAUAUCUGUUGAUAGUCAGUCUCGUGAUAGGCCUAUCUAUAACGACAAUUGCCAUGAAGCUUCGAGAAGGUUUUGGCAAUGGCACCCUCCUCUCAGAUCCACAUCAUGGAUGAUAACCCCAUAGUGAAAAUUAACAGAAAAAUACAUGUUAUAGCCCUGUGUUGCAAUGGGAUAGGAUACAGAGGUAUCCUAACUGCUGCCCAAUGUUAAGAAAUGUGUCUUAUUGGUGUCCACUGUCCAGAUGUAUGUUAGAAUGGUAGGUCACCUGCUUGAUAUUGUUGCGAUAGAGCAGUUUAGUAGUCAGCCAUUUUAUUUGUUCUCCUCUCGGGGAAGUAAUAGGAAAGCAAUUCUGAAUUGUUUAAGGUAAAGUGAUUGGAAGUGUUGGUAUAGAGAUGCGUAGUCCACCACUUUCAAGCGCAGGGCCCCCACCAACCAUUUGUAAAUGCACUCAAACAUUGAUUUACAUGUACAAAGUAUAUAUUAAGAUGACAAAAUAUAUAUAUAUAGUAUGCCCACAAGUGAAGACAUCCAUACAAAACGACUGUACAAUCAACACUCACUAACGCACAAGCAAGCAUUUUUUUUUUUUAAGCAUCACUGGAUAUAUGACAGACAAGCUGAGCUCUUCUACACUGGAACAACUUCAACGCUACACUAGGGAGUAGUAAGCUUAGGCCCGGGAUGGGCAACUUUGAUGAGGGUGGAGGCACAGAAAAACAGAACUCAUCAUGCAGUGGCUCGUGGGUCUGCGUACCCACAAUCCCCCCC
This is a messenger RNA of Coregonus clupeaformis (lake whitefish), 3231 nucleotides long. RefSeq names its product oxysterols receptor LXR-alpha-like. The record is from RefSeq and is a predicted model, not a curated record. The coding region runs from base 600 to 2009 and encodes 469 amino acids. Gene Ontology annotation, biological process: positive regulation of transcription by RNA polymerase II; cell differentiation; negative regulation of transcription by RNA polymerase II. Gene Ontology annotation, molecular function: nuclear receptor activity; zinc ion binding; RNA polymerase II cis-regulatory region sequence-specific DNA binding. The transcript is spliced from 11 exons. NCBI's taxonomy places the organism in Eukaryota, Metazoa, Chordata, Actinopteri, Salmoniformes, Salmonidae.